This is a messenger RNA of Rubroshorea leprosula, 1804 nucleotides long. The record is from the annotation of a GenBank genome assembly. NCBI's taxonomy places the organism in Eukaryota, Viridiplantae, Streptophyta, Magnoliopsida, Malvales, Dipterocarpaceae.
GUGACUUUUUUCUUUCCAGAUUUCAUCUAUUUCAACUUUCAUUUUCAUUUUGACUUUAAUUCUUUGAUUGGUUGCAAAGGAAGUGCAAGAAAAAUACGAUAUGAAAAUCUGUUUGGUUGUAGAGACUGUGCACAAAAAUUAAUCUGAAAAUUUGUUUGGUUGCAGGAAAAAAGUUUUCCAACGAGGAAUAUUGUCCCCCUAUAUAUGGUAUGCUUUUCAGUUUUCCAACGAGGAAUAUUGUCCCCCUAUAUAUGGUAUGCUUUUCAGGUAAGAACUACAUCAAACUUUGAAAAACUGGAAGCAAGUUAUAGAGUCUAACCCGAUUUCCAGGGAUUUCCAGUGUAGUAGCAUGCUGUGCCAACCAUAGCCGCCUGAACAAUCACGCUAGCUCUCAUUAACAUCUGACCCAAAUGGGAAUUGCCUCACCUAAAACUGAUUAAUCCAGCAGUGAGCACCCCUGCAGUCAUAAGAGCACCUCAUCUUCAAUAAUUCCCAAAAUCUGAGGAAGGCUGAGUGAGUGAAAGAAAGAUGGAGAUGAAGUCGUUCUUGGUGGGAUUGGCGCCAUUUGCAGCGAUGGUGUUGUUGGAGUGUCUGGACGUUGGCGUGAACACUCUCAACAAAGCAGCCACGUCGAAGGGGACGAGUUCCUUUGUCUUGGUUGUUUAUGGAAAUGCUUUGGGCUCUCUCAUCCUCCUUCCCAUUGCAUUCUUCCUAUAUUGGAAAAAGAGGCCUCCAAUCAAUUUCUCUGUGCUCUGCAAAUUUUUCCUCCUCAGCUUUGUUGGGAUUACCGUAAUGCAGAACUGUAUGUCAACUGGUGUAAAAUACAGUUCCCCUACCCUUGCUUCAUCAAUACUUAACUUGAUCCCAGUUUUCACUUUCUUGCUUGCUGUUAUCUUCAGGAUGGAAAAGAUAGAUUUGAGGAGCUCAAAGAGUCAGAUCAAAAUCCUGGGCACGCUGGUAUCAAUUUCAGGUGCAAUCGUUGUAACCCUUUUCAAGGGUCCUCCAAUAGUUGGCCCAGUAGCUCAAUCCCAACCCCAACCAUCACCUUCCACCGUGUUGACAACAACAAACAGUUGGGUCAUUGGAGGCCUUUUGCUUGCUGCUGCAGGUUUAUGUAUUGCAAUAAGCAUCAUUGCACAGGCAGCAAUUCUAAAGGGGUACCCGUCAAAGAUAACGCUAGUUUUCUUCUACUCCUUCUUUGGGACCAUUCAAUCUGCAAUAGUUGCUCUUAUUGCUGAGAGAAAUCUAAAUGCCUGGAAACUUACACAUGAUAUUGAUCUCAUCUUUGUCAUCUAUGCAGCAUUCAUUGGGAGUGUGGUGAUAGUUGGUGUGUCUGCAUGGUGCAUACAGAUUAAAGGACCAGUUUUUUUUGCGAUGUUCAAGCCUUUAGGGAUUGCUAUUGCUGCCUUUAUGGGUUUCAUUUUUCUGGGGGAGACACUAUAUCUUGGAAGUAUUAUUGGAGCAGUCAUAAUUGUUGCUGGAUUUUAUGGAGUACUUUGGGCAAAGUCCAAAGAAAAGGAGGAUGAAGUUGGCAGUCCUCAUCAUAAGCUAGAGUCAUCAUCAGUAAAAACCCCUCUCCUGCACACCCAUUUAGAUGCAUAGAGAAUGUAUCUGGCAGCUCACAAGCAACUUGACAAAUCUGUGUUCGUAAUUUAGGAACAAUUGUAGUUAUUAUUUUUUUAGUAUAAUGUAUAUCAGUGACGAAACCUAAUUUUAGUAGUCCUAUAAUCCAUUUUAAAUCUUGACAUUUUGAAUGCUCGAGACAACAGCCCAAAAAAAGGAAGAAGAAAAAGAAGCAAGCAUA